AUGGAAAUAUUGCCAGAGAUGGCUAAAUUUUGGGUUCUUCUCUCUGUUUUCGUUCCCUCGUUACUCUGUUCAAUAUUUGUUCUGUACCAUCUUCUAUUCAAUCGAGUUUUACGUCACGCGCUUCACAAUCAUGUCAUCACCGUUCUGCUUAUCAUUGGUUUAAUCGAUGAACUAACAUUCUAUCCAUGGAUGCUUUAUUAUCUUCCUUGGCAGAAUGCUUGGCAACGAUCAUACAUGUUCUGUCUCCUUCUAGGAUUUAUUGAUUGGUCACUUUACAUAGCCCACACGAUGAUCUUCGCAUGGGCAAUGAUUGAAAGACAUAUUUUGAUAUUUCAUAAUUCUUGGGUAUCCACACGAAAGAAGCGUCUGUUCGUUCAUUAUUUUCCUCUUAUAUUUCUACUUCUCUAUUGGUUUGUCUUUUAUUUCGUUGUGUACUUCUUUCCACCUUGCGACAAUCGUCUUCGUCCAACUUCACUUGUUUGUAUAUAUCCAUGUUUGUAUGACAACUAUACGCUUUCGAUGUGGGAUUUCGUUGCUCAUCAGAUAGUGCCGAUUGUGAUCAUUACAGUAUUUAGCAGUGCUUUAAUUCUACGUACUUUACAGCAUAAAUAUCGUAUGCGUCGUGCAAUCCAUUGGCGAAAGCAUCGAAAGAUGGUUAGUCAAGCGUUGUCAAUUGCGUUUCUAUAUGUUGUUAUCUUACUUCCCUACACAAUCGUUUAUAUCACACGAAACAUUUACAGCGUCUCAAAUUAUUUCAUUAAUGUUUUCUAUAUCUACAUUAAUUUCUUCACCUAUUUUGUCAUUCUACUUUAUCCGUUUGUUUGCGCACUUUCAUUACCAGAAAUGCAAAUUAAAUUCAAACGAAUGCUGCAGUUGAAAUGGCAAACAGCACGGGUUAUACCGACAACAUAA
Molecule: messenger RNA, 912 nt
Organism: Adineta ricciae
Lineage: Eukaryota; Metazoa; Rotifera; Eurotatoria; Adinetida; Adinetidae
Source: the annotation of a GenBank genome assembly